AUGUUUGAGGAUUACUCCCUCAAUAUGUUCUUGCGCCAAUUCUGGAGAGAUGAACGCCUAAGCUUUGUUGGAAAGCAUAAUAAAUCAUUGAAUCUUAACUCCAUGCGUCAAAGGCUCUGGACGCCUGACCUAUAUUUCAUCAAUGAGAAAGCAGGAAAUUUCCAUACUGUAACAACACCUAAUCUUCUUCUGAGGUUAGAUCCAGACGGAAGUAUUAUGUUUAGCCAAAAUUAUGUUGGCUCUGAAAUGUUAGUUUAA
Protopolystoma xenopodis is the source of this 258-nucleotide messenger RNA. The record is from the annotation of a GenBank genome assembly. Lineage: Eukaryota; Metazoa; Platyhelminthes; Monogenea; Polystomatidea; Polystomatidae.